AUGGAGCCCGCGGUGCUGACGGAGAGCUCCGGGUUUCAGGGGCUAAAUGUGACACUGUACAGCGUCUCCGAGGGAGGAGAAACCGCCAUCGGCAUUUACCUGGUGCUAUUAGGCUGGCUGUCGUGGAUUGGAAAUGGGAUAGUCAUUGUAAUCAUGGCUAAACAAAGGAAAAGUCUCGAACCACAGGAGUUUCUCAUACUGAACCUUGCAGUGUCUGAUGCCAGUAUUUCCAUUUUCGGCUACUCCCGCGGCAUCCUCGAAGUCUUCAACGUGUUCAGGGAUAACAGCUUCCUGAUAAAUUCAAUAUGGACCUGUAGGGUGGACGGCUUCCUAAUCCUGCUCUUCGGCCUGAUCAGCAUCAACACGCUGACAGCCAUCAGUGUCAUCCGCUACAUCAAAGGAUGCCAGCCUCAGCACGCUCACCGCAUAGACAAGCGUAGUGCGGCUCUGGUGAUAGCAGCUAUCUGGCUCAACUCCCUCUUCUGGUCAGGCUCGCCUCUCCUGGGCUGGGGCAGUUAUAAAGGGCGUAAGUACGGUACCUGUGAGAUCGACUGGGUGCAGGCUCUCGUCUCCCUGCCCUACAAGCUCUACGUCAUCAGCGUCUUCCUCUUCAACUUCUUUGUGCCGGUCGUCAUCAUCGUCUUCUCCUAUGUCUCUAUCAUCCGCACGGUGAACUCCAGCCACAGGUCCACCCGAGGGAGCCAGGUCAGCGACAGACAGAGGCAGAUGGAGCGCAGCGUCACCGGGGUGUCCUUCAUGCUGUGCACGGCCUUCCUGGUGGCCUGGUCUCCGUACGCCGUCAUCUCCAUGUGGUCGGCCUGUGGGUACCAGGUCCCCCCACUCACCAGCAUCAUGGCCAGCCUCUUCGCCAAGUCCGCCAGCUUCUACAACCCCCUUAUUUACAUCAGCAUGAGCUCCAGGUUCCGGCAGGACCUACAAGCCCUGUUCGGCUGCCUGCAGCCGGACACACCCCUCAGCGCCAGCCCUCCCCAGCAGCGCCCCCUGGAGGUAGAACGGGUCCAGAUCAAAGUGGAGCAGCCAGAGAAGCCGGCCCAGCCUGACAACCUGGACUCAGGGGUGGAGGUGGGGCACAAUGACAGCACCCAUGACAGUGGCCAAGAGGAGGGGGCAGAGCCUGAGGCCCAGGCACACAGCCCGGCCGCAGCCGAGCGUACCGCAUUCCCCAGGAAGCAGAGCGACUCGGGUCGUCUGUGA
Molecule: messenger RNA, 1215 nt
Organism: Megalops cyprinoides (Indo-Pacific tarpon)
Lineage: Eukaryota; Metazoa; Chordata; Actinopteri; Elopiformes; Megalopidae
Gene: opn6b
Product: opsin 6, group member b
Exons: 6
Coding region: 1-1215 (404 amino acids)
Biological process (GO): G protein-coupled receptor signaling pathway
Cellular component (GO): membrane
Molecular function (GO): G protein-coupled receptor activity
Source: RefSeq, a predicted model, not a curated record